Messenger RNA from Scleropages formosus (Asian bonytongue), 1630 nucleotides. It is a transcript of the gene dph7, whose product is annotated as diphthamide biosynthesis 7. Gene Ontology annotation, cellular component: cytoplasm. The coding region runs from base 120 to 1544 and encodes 474 amino acids. NCBI's taxonomy places the organism in Eukaryota, Metazoa, Chordata, Actinopteri, Osteoglossiformes, Osteoglossidae. The transcript has 10 exons. Gene Ontology annotation, biological process: protein histidyl modification to diphthamide. Gene Ontology annotation, molecular function: diphthine methylesterase activity; protein binding. The record is from RefSeq and is a predicted model, not a curated record.
UCUGUUCGUGAGGUCACGUCCAAGUUCCGGAAUUUUUUCUAAUCGUCUGAUUCGUCAUGGCACGAAAUAUGAGUUAAACUCCAGCACGGUGUGGUGCAGAAUGCCAGAAGCACGUUGCCAUGGUUCCUCGCUCACGGACUCGCAACCUGCAGGUGCUAGACACGGAACUGAGCGCCGACGCUGUGGAGUGGUGCCCCUUGUCGCAGUGGCACAACGUGCUGGCAUGCGGAACAUACCAGCUGGUGAAGACGCCCGAUGGGGUGGAUGCUCAGUCUCCCAUGGCCAGCCGUGUUGGCCGGUUGUACCUUUAUCAGUUUCACCAAGAAGGACCACUUUGUCCACCUCUGACUGAGAUUCAGCGAAUUGACACACCGGCUAUUCUAGAUAUUAAGUGGUGUCAUGUCCCUGUACUGGAGCGCCCUCUCCUGGGCAUGGCCACUGCCUGCGGGGAACUGAGACUGUGGAGGCUCACUGACAGUGAGGAGGGCCGCUGUGGCCUGGAAUUGGUGUCCUGUGAGGAAGUGGGCCCAGAAAGACUGGCUUUGUCCUUAGACUGGUCCACUGGUAGAGGGGACAGCACCGACGCACGUGUGGUGACCAGUGACUCUGCGGGUUGUGUCAGUGUUCUGUCUCUGGGGGAAACCAGCCUCAACCUCCUCUCUCAGUGGAAGGCUCAUGAUUUCGAGGCCUGGAUCUCCGCCUUCAGCUACUGGGACACUCAGCUAGUAUAUUCAGGUGGUGAUGACUGCAAGCUGAAGGGGUGGGAUCUGAGAAUGGGGACUUCGUGUCCAACCUUCACCAGUAAGAGGCACUCAAUGGGAGUCUGCAGUGUACACAGCAACCCGCACCGGGAGCACGUCCUCGCCACGGGGAGCUAUGAUGAGCAUGUACUGCUGUGGGACGGGCGGAAUUUACGGCAGCCUCUUAGCGAGACGCCACUGGGCGGUGGCGUGUGGCGGCUAAAGUGGCAUCCAUCGCAUGAGCACCUGCUGCUGGCAGCCUGUAUGCAUAAUGACUUCCACAUCCUCCACUGCCAGCAAACACUGGAAGGUGGUGGAGGGGUGUGUCCAGUCCUGGCCUCCUACAUUCUGCAUAACUCUCUAGCCUAUGGAGCUGACUGGUCACGGCUCUCCCUAGAAGGGCCCCUGCCAUGCUCCUCUCAAGAUGGCGUGGAGAGCGCUGGGGCUGCAAUAGAAGUAGGAGGGCAUUUGAGGAUCCAGUACGAAUCGCCCACUGCCAGCUUCGACACGUCACUGGAGGAUGAGACAGGGAGGUACAUUCCAGAGAAUGAGGUUCCUUUGGUUGCCCGCACAUCUGAGGCUUCUAACCCUAUUCCUUCCAGUGACAACCCCAACUCUCUGUCCUGCCUACUGGCCACGUGCUCCUUCUAUGACCACAUGUUGCACGUGUGGCGCUGGGAUUGGACCCCAGAGGAAACUGGCAAUACCAUGGAGGAAGGGGGUCAGGGCAGAGCAGAACAAAAUAAUGAAGGGCAGGUGACGCUGCGCACUUGCCCAGGAGAAGCUGCAGAGGGAGAGAUCUGAGCAGCCGGUACUUUCUAGGGACACAGUCCCUCUUCUGAUAGGGCUGGGAGCUGCAUACAUACAUACAAACCAUAUUGGCAAAUAAG